CAGCUUCCUUUCCCACGGCAAGCUCCAGAGCCCGAAUUUCAAAAUGGUACGUCCUCAUGCGCCUCCUCAAAUACGCAACAUGCGGCAAUUCUCGCGCAGCAGUCUCGUGCAAUGAACUGUCAGCGCGCUGGCUAACGCAGCUGUUACAGUUACCCCUCGGUCUCUUGAACGCCGCCCAAGGGCACCCUAUGCUCGUCGAGCUGAAGAACGGCGAAACCCUCAAUGGCCACCUGGUCAUGUGCGAUACCUGGAUGAACCUCACAUUGAAGGAGGUUGUCCAAACGAGUCCGGAAGGCGACAAGUUCGUGAAGAUACCCGAAGUUUACGUCAAAGGAAACAACAUCAAAUACCUACGAGUACCCGACGACAUCAUUGACGUUGUGAAGGAGAACCAACAGAACCAGCAAGGAGGAUUCCGCGGUGGCAGAGGUGGAUCGAGAGGAGACCAUGGCGGCCGCGGAGGUGACAGAGGUCGGGGCAGAGGCCAGGGUCGUGGAGGCAGAGGAAGAGGUAACCGUGGUGGUGGCGGUGGGCAAUGAUGAUAUCCCGGACACGAUCAUGACGAGCCUAGUUGAUUCGCGGCUCCCACCGCUACUUUUCACGAUUUGCAAGAAGAUUACGGCCCUCUGAAAGCUGUAGACAUCCAUAUUGGACGUCUCGCACGAAAAGGAGUUCGAAGGCGGAUGCCACUCGGAAUAAAAACGCCAUUGGAUCAGCAUUGCGUUAUCGGCCUUUGGCCGCCCGCCUCGGGGGCACGCGUAUCAACAUAAUCAUUUUACGUUUAAAAAGCAAGAAGAUAUUUCCAUG
Molecule: messenger RNA, 807 nt
Organism: Colletotrichum scovillei
Lineage: Eukaryota; Fungi; Ascomycota; Sordariomycetes; Glomerellales; Glomerellaceae
Product: pentatricopeptide repeat domain-containing protein
Exons: 3
Coding region: 57-539 (160 amino acids)
Biological process (GO): spliceosomal snRNP assembly; nuclear-transcribed mRNA catabolic process; mRNA splicing, via spliceosome
Cellular component (GO): spliceosomal tri-snRNP complex; P-body; U6 snRNP
Molecular function (GO): U6 snRNA binding
Source: RefSeq, a predicted model, not a curated record